AUGCCCGUCCCUCUAGCGGUGGCCUUACCGGCCGCUGCUGCCGGCCUGGCAUAUCUCAAUGUCAAGUCGGCGUUCUGGUAUGACUAUACACUCCUUCGCGGCAUCGCCCGUGCCGCCUGGAAUCAAGACAGGCGCGAGAAAGGCGACAGGCACAACACCUUCUACAGGCUGGAGAACAGGGCGGCGGACAAGUCAUAUGCCAAUCGGGUCUUUCUCCUGUUCGAGGAUCGGGCGUGGACCUAUGCGCAGUGCUACGAUAUGGUCUUGAGGUAUGGCAACUGGCUGAAGUCCAAGUAUCAUCUCAAGAAAGGGGACGUGGUGGCGAUGGACAUGCAGAACUCGGACCAUUACGUUUUCGUUUGCUUUGGUCUCUGGUCCAUUGGGGCGAAGCCGGCAUUCAUCAACUACAACCUCACGGGGCAGGCCUUGACGCACUGUGUGCAAGCUGCUGGGGCUGUCUUGAUGCUGGUCGAUGCCGAGUUGGGAGGAAAUAUCGACGAGAGUGUCCGGACGACAUUAAAAGGUCUUCCAAUCGAUGUUCUGACGACAGAGCUGCAGGCCGAGGUCCUGGCGACGACACCCGAGCGGCCCCCGGAUUCCCUGCGCCAGGGCGACCUGGCACAUGACAUGGCUAUCCUCAUCUAUACCUCUGGGACCACAGGGCUGCCGAAAGCUGCCAUUAUUCCCUGGGCCCGCUUGACGCUGGCUGGGAAUUUCCUCACAGGGUGGUUGAACACCAAAACAACAGACGUAUUCUAUACACCCAUGCCGCUCUACCAUAGUUCGGCGUCCAUCAUGGGACUCGCGCACAUCCUAGAGGCCGGUGCCACAUUUGCGAUAGGGAAGAAGUUCUCAACAAGGAUGUUCUGGAAGGAUGUGCGGCGCUUCGACGCGACCAUAAUCCAGUACGUCGGUGAGACGCUGCGAUAUCUGUUGACGGCACCACCGGAAAUCGAUCCGGCGACGGGCGAAAACCUCGAUACCAAGCAUCGAGUCCACUCGGCUUUCGGCAACGGGCUGCGGCCCGACGUGUGGGAAAAAUUCCGGGAGCGGUUCGGCAUCGAGAAAAUCUCCGAGUUCUACGGCGCAACCGAGGGGUUCCUCGCCACGUGGAACACCACGCGCAACAGCUACGCCGCGGGCGCCAUCGGGAGGAACGGCUGGAUCUACGGGCUUAUGAUGAAGCAGAAGAUGGCCAUCAUCGACGUCGACCAGGACUCGCACGUGGUGAGGAGGGACCCUAAGACGGGGCUCGGCCGCGAGGUGCCCCGCGGCGAGCCCGGCGAGCUCAUGUACGUCAUCACGGACACGAGCGACCCGAGGACGCAGUUCCAGGGCUACUACAACAACCAGGAGGCGACCAACAGCAAGAUGGUCCGCGAUGUGCUGAAGAAGGGCGACGCGUAUUUCCGGUCGGGCGACCUGGUCAGCUGGGACAAGGAGGGACGCAUGUACUUCCACGACCGCAUGGGCGACACGUUCCGGUGGAAGAGCGAGAACGUGGCGACAACCGAGGUCUCGCAGAUGCUGGGCCUGCACCCCAGCGUGCAUGAGGCCAACGUGUAUGGCGUGCAACUGCCGAACCACGACGGCCGCGCCGGAUGCGUAGCGAUUGUGCUCGAGGGGGAGCCGAACGCGGCCGUCAUGUCGAGUCUCGCGAAGCACGCGAGGGAGACGCUGCCCAAGUACGCGGUGCCCAUAUUCCUGAGGGUAGUCAAGGAUGUCGGCACGUCGAUCACGGGCACCAACAAGCAGCAGAAACACGACUUGCGGGUGCAGGGCGUCGACCCGGGCAAGGUGGGCAGCGAUGAGAUGUGGUGGCUCAAGGGAGACACGUACGUCAAGUUCAGCCAGAAAGACUGGCAUGAGCUGAACGGCGGCCGGGUCAAGCUAUGA
Molecule: messenger RNA, 1896 nt
Organism: Neoarthrinium moseri
Lineage: Eukaryota; Fungi; Ascomycota; Sordariomycetes; Amphisphaeriales; Apiosporaceae
Exons: 3
Coding region: 1-1896 (631 amino acids)
Molecular function (GO): long-chain fatty acid-CoA ligase activity; long-chain fatty acid transmembrane transporter activity
Source: RefSeq, a predicted model, not a curated record